This is a messenger RNA of Lathyrus sativus (Indian pea), 1638 nucleotides long. The record is from the annotation of a GenBank genome assembly. NCBI's taxonomy places the organism in Eukaryota, Viridiplantae, Streptophyta, Magnoliopsida, Fabales, Fabaceae.
AUGUCACACAUUGCUUUAACUGCAUCACCCACCGUCCUCGCUUUUCACCGCGGAGCGAAACAAUGGAGCACGCUGUGCCCGAGUAGCUGGAGAAGCAGGGGAAUCAAUCCAUCUUCAUUUCCAAACUCCACCAGAAAACGGUUACAGUUGCGGUUUUUUGCUUCGGGAAAAAAUGGCGGCAAUGGAGGUGUUGUGGAUGAGAUAUCUGAAACUGUAAAGGCGCACACGAAUUUCGUUUGGCCUGAUAACAAGAAGCCUAGAGUGUGUAUUUUAGGUGGUGGAUUCGGUGGUUUAUAUACUGCUUUAAGGUUGGAAUCACUCCAGUGGCCCGAAGACAAAAAGCCACAUAUUGCUCUUGUCGACCAAUCUGAACGAUUUGUUUUUAAGCCACUGCUGUACGAGCUUCUAUCUGGUGAAGUGGAUGAAUGGGAAAUAGCUCCUCGCUUCUCGGAUUUGCUGGCAAACACUGGUGUGCAGUUUUUGAAAGAUAGAGUAAAAGUCUUGCAGCCCUCUGAUCAUUUGGGGGUGAAUGGAUCCAAUGCAUCUACUCGUGGAGGAACUGUUCAUCUUGAAAGUGGCCUUCAUAUCGAAUAUGACUGGCUGGUUCUUGCAUUAGGAGCUGAAGCUAAGCUGGAAGUUGUACCAGGAGCAGUAGAAUUUGCAAUUCCUUUCUCAACUCUGGAGGAUGCACGUAAAGUUAACAAUAGAUUAACAAUAUUAGAGAGAAAGACCUUUGGCAAGGACUACCAAAUUAGUGUGGCUAUUGUUGGUUGUGGAUACUCUGGGGUUGAAUUAGCAGCAACAGUAGCAGAGCGAUUACAAAAUAAAGGAAUUGUGAGAGCUAUUAAUGUUGAAACAACUAUCUGCCCAACUGCCCCACCUGGCAAUAGGGAAGCUGCACUGAAAGUUCUUUCGUCCAGGAAGGUGGAACUUUUAUUGGGUUACUUUGUCAACUGUAUUCGGAGGGCCAGUGAAUUGGAGUCUACAAAUACUCCGACAGAGGUGGAAAGUUUUGAAACAGUGCCGGGUUUUGAAAAGUAUAUACUGGAACUGCAACCUGCUGAAAGGGGAGUGCAGCGUAAAAUCAUUGAAGCAGAUUUGGUAUUGUGGACUGUUGGAUCGAAACCUCCUCUUCCUCAUCUGGAAUAUUCAGAUGUACCAUUUGUAAUUCCACUUAAUGCUAGGGGACAGGCAGAAACAGAUGAAACUCUUCGUGUUAAGGGUCACCCACGGAUAUUUGCUCUUGGUGACUCUUCGGCGUUAAGGGAUUCAAAUGGAAGGAUUCUUCCAGCCACUGCACAGGUUGCAUUUCAACAAGCAGACUUCACUGGUUGGAAUCUUUGGGCUGCAAUCAAUGGGCGUCCGCUUUUGCCGUUUAGAUUUCAGAAUCUAGGUGAGAUGAUAACUUUGGGAAGAAGCGAUGCUGCUAUUACUCCGAGUUUUAUUGAGGGGUUAACUUUAGAAGGUCCUGUUGGCCAUACUGCUAGGAAGAUAGCUUAUUUGAUGAGGUUACCAACAGAUGAACAUAGGCUUAAAGUAGGGAUCAGCUGGCUUACAAAAUCCGCUGUUGAGUCAGUGUCGUUGCUACAAAGUACCUUAUCCAAGGUCCUUUCAGACUCCUCUGCUCGUUCAGAUUGA